UCGACGCGUUGUCGAUAUGCGUGAAUUACAUAAACAAACGUGUUUGGCGCGCUGGCGCUUGCAGAGGGUUCAUCAUACGUACGUACAGUAGUCCUACAGGCCAAGUCAUCAACUUGUUUGGCACUAGACGGCUACAACUUCUUUGUAAAGUGUAAUCAACGUACAAUCCAGCUGCAUCUUAUAUUAUCGCCAAACUUGGAUCGAAGGAAGAUCUUUCGUAUGACCCAGCAUGAAUGUGUCCAGAAUUGCUCUUGUUAGGAGUCUUCAAAGAUGGAGGACGAUGCCAUGGCAACACAACAUCCUUCGCACCAUUCAUAUCUCCAGUAUAUGUAGGGUGCAGGCUGAUCAGAGCGAGUACACCCACAUCGUUGUCGGUGCUGGGUCAGCUGGUUGCGUCCUGGCAAACAGGCUCAGUGAGGAGCCAACCAACAAGAUCCUUCUCCUGGAAGCUGGACCUAAGGAUCUCUCCUGGAAGAUCCACAUGCCAGCUGCCUUGAUGUACCCUCUGACCUCGGACACCUAUAACUGGUUCUACACCACAGAACCAGUACCCCACAUGGACAACAGAAAGAUGUAUUGGCCUCGUGGGCGUGUCUGGGGUGGAUCCUCGUCCAUCAAUGCAAUGUGCUAUGUUAGAGGAAACGCCCUCGACUAUGACCGCUGGGAGAAAGAGGGGGCUGAGGGUUGGUCCUACGCAAACUGCCUGCCUUACUUCCGUCGAGCUCAAACCCACGAACUUGGACCAGAUGAGUAUAGAGGUGGAGAUGGUCCGCUUCAUGUUUCCCGGGGAAAGUCUAAGAACCCACUGUAUCAGGCUUUCAUCAAUGCAGGAGUUCAGGCUGGUUAUCCUGAAACAGAUGAUAUGAAUGGCUAUCAACAGGAAGGCUUCGGGUACAUGGACCUCACGGUCCAUAAAGGGGUGCGAUGGAGUGCUGCUAAUGCCUACCUCCGUCCAGCCAUUAAACGUAAGAAUUUGACAGUCACCUCGAAGCUUCUCACAACCCAGGUGCUGUUUGAAGGCACCAAAGCUGUUGGGGUGGAGUACUUAAAGAAGGGUCAGAAAACCACCGCACGAGCAUCUCAGGAAGUCAUUUUGUGCGGAGGCGCCAUUAACUCACCUCAGCUACUGAUGCUGUCGGGUAUUGGUGAUGCUGAUGAGCUCAGAAGGCACGAUAUUCCCGUCGUUGCACAUCUUCCAGGAGUUGGACAGAACCUUCAGGACCAUCUGGAUUUAUAUGUGCAGUAUCAAUGCACCAAGCCAAUCACACUAUACACGGCGCAGUGGAAGUUCCCCCACAAUAUGAUCCUCAUCGGCUUGCGCUGGUUCUUAUUCCAAAGCGGUCUUGGUGCUACGCCCCACUUGGAAGCAGGUGGCUUCAUCAGGAGUCAGCCGGGGGUGGAUCACCCAGACAUCCAGUUCCACUUCCUCCCAUCGGUUGUGAUUGACCAUGGACGAAUCAUGGGCCACUGCCAUGCCUACCAGGUCCACGUCAGCACAAUGCGAGCCACGAGCAAAGGCUACGUCAAAUUGCGGUCCAAAGACCCCCAGGAGUAUCCUGCCAUCCAGCCCAACUACUUGGAAACAGAGAAGGACCGUUGCGACAUUAGGCAGAGUGUUCGCCUUUCUCGGGAAAUCCUGCAGCAGAAGGCAUUGGACCCAUUCCGUGGUCCUGAAAUCCAGCCAGGUGCUGCAGCCGAGAGCGACAAAGAUAUUGACGAGUUUAUCCGCAAGACAGGGGACAGUGCCUACCACCCAUCAUGCACUUGCAAAAUGGGCAGUACCUCUGAUCCGAUGACGGUCGUGGACAGCCAGACAAGGGUUGUAGGCGUAGAGAAUCUAAGAGUCGUUGAUGCAUCUAUCAUGCCCAGCAUUCCCAGUUGCAACCUCAAUGCUCCAACCAUCAUGAUCGCAGAGAAAGCUGCUGACAUCAUCCUUGGCAAGGAACCACUGCCAAAGUCGAAGGCAGCUGUGUACCAACCUGCAACCUUGGAAACUCAACGUUAAUACAUGUACAAGUAUGCCAAAACAUCUAAUGCCCCCUUUACUCCCCAAGAUAGACAUGUAUUCACAAUGUUGAACGUCCAUCUCUUACCGGUAUCAUCUAGCUGUUCUAUGGGGAUGUUCAUCCUAAAAUCUUACCAAAUGUUCAUACAUGUACCUCUUAUUUAAUACUUACAGUACAUGCUUGCACUUAUUCAUCUCAAGAGUACUACAUGUACACCUUGUACUGGAUGUCAACAAAGCCUGCUUGGUUUGGAGAAUUUGUGUUUGUCUAAAUAAUGUGCACCUGUAAUAGCAUUUCAUGUUGCACUUAUUCACCACAGAGUGUUCUACAUUGUACUGUUCUUUGUAAUGGAUGUCCACCGAGGCUGUCUUGUUUUCAGUAUUCACAUUUUAUCUAAAUAUUGUGGCUUUUAACUUAAUGCUGCAUUCCGUUACUAAAGUAAUUUCGGUGUUUUCACUGUCAGCAUGUUCCUUGACCUUUUUUUUGUGUUCCUACAAGUGUACCUUAAAGAAGUUGCAAAGUUUUUCAGCUUGUAAAAUUUGACAUUGCGAUGCUAUUUUCUUAAAUAAAAAUGUCAAGCAUUCGUUAAGAUAAAUACUGUGCAUUUUAUGUGUAUAUUUAUGUAUAUCUAGCAAAUAAUUAAGAAAUUCUGUGCUUCCACGAACCCCUUAACGCCGGGAUUCUUUUGACCGCGAGUGCUGGGCUGCGGUAUGUCCAGAAUGCAAAGCCUUGUCUAGCAGCAGCCCUACAUUGAAACCGCAGGUGCACGAUAAAUAGAGUGUACGUGUGGUAUGCACCAGUCCUCACGCAGGUCCGCGGCUGUAGCUCUCUCCUGGUGUGAAGGGGUUUUAAUUGAUUAAAUUAACGAUUAUAUAGGGAUUUGGUACCUGAUGUACACUUAUUUUGCAUGUACACGCAGUGUAACUUCUCAUGGUUGCUUGGUUUGUACACGUCUCAGUAAGUUCAUCCUUUACGAAAAGGAAUCUUGAAUACCUGUUUUAUGAAGCUUCAUCUCAUGUACUUGUUUCCCCGGAUAAGUGACAUCUGCAAGGUUGCUUAACAGGAGGCGGUCUUUGUCAUCAACGGUGUCAAAGUUCGAAAAAAAAUUGUUUUACCAAAAAUGGGUCGCCAACCAAAUUUGUUCCUUGGGAUGGUUGCACGUGUAUUUAGUUGAUUUCUAGAGCAGCUUAUAAAUCACAUUUUAAGGUAUUUUGUAAGUAUUUCGAUUUCCUAAGAAAUUUACAUUUUGGUACGUGUAAGGUCAUAAAACUAUGAAACUCCUAACUAUUCAUAUACUUUACAAUUAACGCCUUUAUCUGUGCCGUUGAAACAUUUUUUCUUCGUAUUUUUAGAUCAAAGAAUUGUAUUGCAUUGUAUUCUUUAAGAAGUCAAGUUUUAAUUUGGCAUCUGUGAAUUUUUUAUGACGAACAUUCCUUGACGAUUUUUUUUUGGGGGGGAUGUACCAGUAACCCUUCUCACAAUUACUUCAGUGUGUUUGAUGUUUUUAUGAAAUUUGCUGGUACCUCAUGUGAUUGAUUUAACUGGAUUUUAUCGGCACCUUAUCAUCUAUCAAUAAAUCAGUUAACAUAACGGUCCAUUCAUUAACGUGUUAUAAAGGUUUUAACAUGGUUUCCUUUCCGUGUGUCGCAUUUUGAUUCGAUACAUGCCAAACGAGUAACCAAAGGUAAUAUACAUGGAUGUGACUAAGUUGUGUCUAAGUUUGUUGGAUCAGAAGGAUGAAGAAAAACUUUUUUAUUUUAGUUCAUUUAGUGACAUUUGUCGGCUUAGUUGCAGAAUAUGUAUGUUCCUAAUUACCUCAGAGUCGACGGAAAUGUGCAUUUCAGAGAGUGCCUACAUUUUUUAUGUUUUCUUGUGAAAAAAAGUAAUAUGGAAAGAUGAGAAUAUGUGCACAUGAAGCUGCCAAAGUGCUCCAAAGUCCUGCUUUACGCAUGUACAUGUAGUGUCUGAAUGGCAUAUAUUUGACCUACACCUUUCCUUUUUGCCACAGCUACUGUGGCCAUGACGUUAAACGUAAGUGACCAUUUUAGACGCGACUUUACUGGCAAGAGAGUCCACGCUUGACAGUCGUCGUUUCAUUGGACUUGCUAUGAACGCUCAUUUGUUGAACAAAGAAGAAUUUAGUCAUAGCAACAGCAGGGUACCAGCCAAAACCUAAUGAUGUACGUGUGCUGCAACUGGUUCCUGCCCGAGCAGCUUCAUUAACGUUGGCCGUCAAAGAAAUUCCAGCUCAAUCGUUUCACUUUUCAAAACUUGGUUUUAUAAUGUCAUUCAAAUGUGGAGUUUAAUGUUGCAGUUUAAAUUGCAUUGUAAGUUUGUUUUAGGAAAUGCCUUUUGAUUAUUUGACUGGUUUAUUGGUUUCGGGUGAAUUGACCUGGUGUGUAAUUGUUGCAUAAUCAAUGCACUAAACUUAAACUUAUUUGAUCUGAUAUUGUUGGCUGCUUAUGGAUAAAUUAAAAUUGAGCUUAUUUGUUGCUUUAAUCAAUGCAAUAAACAAAUCCAUAUUUAUCUGA
Messenger RNA from Acanthaster planci (crown-of-thorns starfish), 4537 nucleotides. Its product is annotated as choline dehydrogenase, mitochondrial-like. Lineage: Eukaryota; Metazoa; Echinodermata; Asteroidea; Valvatida; Acanthasteridae. The record is from RefSeq and is a predicted model, not a curated record. Gene Ontology annotation, cellular component: mitochondrial inner membrane. Gene Ontology annotation, molecular function: choline dehydrogenase activity; flavin adenine dinucleotide binding.